AUGGCUUUCACCUUGGCCAGAGUUGGGAGCCGGUUCCGGAUCCGCAACCUCCUGGCGCGGCAAUGCCUGGCAGAGUUUCUGGGUGUGUUUGUGCUAAUGCUCAUCACUCAGGGAGCAGUGGCCCAGGCUGUCACCAGUGGAGAAUCCAAAGGCAACUUCUUCACCAUGUUUCUGGCUGGCUCUCUGGCUGUUACCAUGGCCAUCUACGUGGGGGGUAAUGUCUCAGGAGCCCACCUGAAUCCAGCCUUCUCCCUGGCCAUGUGCCUCCUGGGACGCUUCCCCUGGGCCAAGCUCCCCAUUUACUGCAUGGUGCAGCUGCUGUCUGCUUUCUGUACCUCAGGAGUCACCUAUGCCCUCUACUACGAUGCCCUACAGAACUACACAGGGGGCAACCUGACAGUGACUGGCCCCAAGGAGACGGCCUCCAUCUUUGCCACCUACCCAGCUCCCUAUCUGUCCCUGAGCAAUGGUUUCCUGGAUCAGGUUCUGGGCACUGGGAUCCUGAUUAUAGGGAUCUUGGCCAUCCUGGACACACAGAACAAGGGAGUGCCUGCGGGUCUGGAGCCCGUGGCCGUGGGGCUGCUCAUCCUGGCCAUCGGGCUGUCCAUGGGUGUCAACUGCGGGUAUCCACUCAAUCCUGCCCGGGACCUGGGCCCACGACUUUUCACCUAUGUGGCUGGCUGGGGUCCUGAAGUCUUCAGAGCUGGUAAUGGCUGGUGGUGGGUGCCAGUGGCCGCCCCCCUGGUGGGAGCCUCGCUAGGGGCAGCCGCCUACCAGUUGCUGGUGGCUCUGCACCACCCUGCGGAGUCAGAGCGAGGGCAGGAGCUGGAGUUGGGAAGCGCAGUUACGGAGUGCCGGCUAUGA
This is a messenger RNA of Echinops telfairi (small Madagascar hedgehog), 864 nucleotides long. RefSeq names its product aquaporin 10 (gene AQP10). Gene Ontology annotation, molecular function: glycerol channel activity; water channel activity; urea transmembrane transporter activity. NCBI's taxonomy places the organism in Eukaryota, Metazoa, Chordata, Mammalia, Afrosoricida, Tenrecidae. The record is from RefSeq and is a predicted model, not a curated record. Gene Ontology annotation, biological process: glycerol transmembrane transport; water transport. Bases 1 to 864 code for a protein of 287 amino acids. Gene Ontology annotation, cellular component: plasma membrane; basolateral plasma membrane. The transcript has 6 exons.